This is a messenger RNA of Gracilinanus agilis (Agile Gracile Mouse Opossum), 954 nucleotides long. It is a transcript of the gene F2RL2, whose product is annotated as coagulation factor II thrombin receptor like 2. Gene Ontology annotation, biological process: thrombin-activated receptor signaling pathway; positive regulation of Rho protein signal transduction; blood coagulation. NCBI's taxonomy places the organism in Eukaryota, Metazoa, Chordata, Mammalia, Didelphimorphia, Didelphidae. Gene Ontology annotation, cellular component: membrane. The record is from RefSeq and is a predicted model, not a curated record. Gene Ontology annotation, molecular function: thrombin-activated receptor activity.
AUGCCCGGUUCCCAUUCCCAGAGACUGCAUGCUGUGCCAUGCCCUUCCUCCCCAGACCAAGUGGCACAUGUGAAGGUCCUCUCUUCAAUCUACUUUGGAUCUGUGAGUUCUCUAAGCACCAAAUUGACACCUGCCAUAUAUAUAGUGGUAUUCUCAGUGGGCGUGUCAGCAAAUGCAGCAACCCUGUGGAUAUUUUACUUCCAGACCAUCACUAUAAACAUCUUCUACAUUAACUUGGCUGUGGCAGUUCUCCUCUUUUGUGUCACACUUCCCUUUAAAAUAGCCUAUCAUUUCCACGGAAAUAACUGGCUGGAAGUGAUGUGCCGUGUGACCAUUGCUGUUUUCUAUGGCAACAUGUAAUGUUCCAUUCUUCUCCUUGCCUGCAUCAGCGUCAGUUGUUACCUGGCCAUUGUUCACCCUUUCACCUACCGUGGGCUCCCAAAGCGCACAUACGCCACGCUUGCUUGUGGCCUGGUGUGGAUCACUCUCUUUUUUAUGGUGCCACUCUUCAUAACAAAGCAAGUAUAUUACCUGGACCAACUUGGGAUCUAUACCUGUCAUGAUGUACAUAACACCUGUGAGAUGAUGUCACCCUACCACUUCAUUUCUCUGGCCUUUGUUAGAUUUGUAAUUCCACUUGGUGUCAUUAUCUUCUGCUACAUAUCCAUCACUUGGACACUUAAAGUCCAUCAUCAGAAAUGGUUCUGGUAUAUCAAAGUGAUUCUCCUCAUCCUAGUGCUUUUUGCUAUUUGUUUCACUCCAAGCAAUAUAAUACUUAUUACUCAUCAUGUAAACUAUUACUAUAACAAUAACACAGAUGAUGACUUAUACUUUUCCUAUCUCAUAGCAUUGUGCCUGGGCAGCCUUAACUGUUGCCUAGAUCCAUUCCUUUACUUUUUAAUGUCAAAAAUCACAGAUCAGUCCAAUGCCUACGUGACAAUCAAGACCUCUUAG